CCACUCCUCACAGGUCUCUUCUAAGACUUCCCCCUCCAGACCAGGGAGGGGGUCAUGGGAGGCAGCCCUGGCUCUUCAGACAGACAGGGGUUCCAGGAGAGGGGAGCAGGUGAAAGAUGUGCCCAGCUGAGGGGAGAGGAAAGCCAGCCUAUGGGCAAUGACCUUUAACCCAACUUCCCCCCCCAGCUAGCCCCUUCCUGGGGGGGUGGGCACCAAGGACCUAGCUUCCGUGGAUCUUUGGUGUCCUUCUACCACUGGGGUUUUACUGACCCUCUCAGCCAUGCCCUUCUGCUGACUGCCAGUCCCAGUCAUGGGCCUAAGGCCUCCCACCCCGUCCCCCUCGGGGGGCUCCGGCUCGGGUUCUUUACCCCCUCCUUCCCGCCGCCAGCCUCUCAGCCGCCGCUGCUCUUCCUGCUGCUUUCCGGGGGAAUACCACUUGGGUCGCUCGAGGAGGAAGAGCGUCCCAGGGGGGAAGCAGUACAGCAUGGAGGCCGCCCCCGCUGCGCCCUUCCGGCCCUCGCAAGGCUUCCUGAGCCGGAGGUUAAAAAGCUCCAUCAAACGCACGAAGUCACAACCCAAACUUGACCGGACCAGUAGCUUUCGCCAGAUCCUGCCCCGCUUCCGAAGUGCUGACCAUGACAGGGCCCGGCUGAUGCAGAGCUUCAAGGAGUCACACUCUCAUGAGUCCUUGCUGAGCCCUAGCAGUGCAGCCGAGGCCUUGGAGCUCAACCUGGAUGAAGAUUCCAUUAUCAAGCCAGUGCAUAGCUCCAUCCUGGGCCAGGAGUUCUGUUUUGAGGUAACAACGUCUUCAGGAACAAAAUGUUUUGCGUGUCGUUCCGCGGCCGAAAGGGACAAAUGGAUCGAGAAUCUACAACGGGCAGUGAAACCCAACAAGGACAACAGCCGCCGGGUGGACAAUGUGUUGAAGCUGUGGAUCAUAGAGGCUCGGGAGCUGCCCCCCAAAAAGCGGUACUACUGCGAGCUGUGCCUGGACGACAUGCUGUAUGCGCGCACCACCUCCAAGCCCCGCUCGGCCUCAGGGGACACCGUCUUCUGGGGCGAGCACUUCGAGUUCAACAACCUGCCGGCUGUCCGCGCCCUGCGGCUCCAUCUGUACCGUGACUCAGACAAAAAGCGCAAGAAGGACAAAGCGGGCUAUGUCGGCCUGGUGACUGUGCCUGUGGCCACCCUCGCUGGGCGCCACUUCACAGAGCAGUGGUACCCCGUCACCCUGCCAACGGGCAGCGGGGGCUCUGGGGGUAUGGGGGGCUCAGGAGGGGGUGGGGGCUCGGGGAGUGGCUCCGGGGGCAAGGGCAAAGGAGGCUGCCCAGCUGUGCGGCUGAAGGCGCGUUACCAGACCAUGAGUAUCCUGCCCAUGGAGCUGUAUAAGGAGUUUGCAGAGUACGUCACCAACCAUUACCGGAUGCUGUGUGCGGUGCUGGAGCCCGCCCUGAAUGUCAAGGGCAAGGAGGAGGUGGCCAGUGCACUGGUUCACAUUCUGCAGAGUACGGGCAAGGCCAAGGACUUCCUAUCAGACAUGGCCAUGUCUGAGGUGGACCGGUUCAUGGAACGGGAGCACCUCAUAUUCCGCGAGAACACGCUCGCCACUAAAGCCAUAGAAGAGUACAUGAGACUGAUUGGUCAGAAAUACCUCAAGGAUGCCAUUGGGGAGUUCAUCCGUGCUCUGUAUGAGUCCGAGGAGAACUGCGAGGUGGACCCCAUCAAAUGCACAGCGUCUAGCCUGGCCGAGCACCAGGCCAACCUGCGGAUGUGCUGUGAGUUGGCCCUGUGCAAGGUGGUCAACUCCCACUGCGUGUUCCCGAGGGAGCUGAAAGAGGUGUUUGCAUCUUGGCGACUGCGCUGCGCAGAGCGGGGCCGGGAGGACAUCGCUGACAGGCUGAUCAGCGCCUCGCUCUUCUUGCGCUUCCUCUGUCCAGCCAUUAUGUCGCCCAGUCUCUUUGGGCUCAUGCAGGAGUACCCAGAUGAGCAGACCUCACGAACCCUAACCCUCAUCGCCAAGGUCAUCCAAAACUUGGCCAACUUUUCCAAGUUUACCUCAAAGGAGGACUUUCUGGGAUUCAUGAAUGAGUUUCUGGAGCUGGAGUGGGGUUCCAUGCAGCAGUUCCUGUAUGAGAUCUCCAACCUGGACACGCUGACCAACAGUAGUAGCUUUGAGGGUUACAUCGACUUGGGCCGAGAGCUCUCCACACUCCAUGCCCUGCUCUGGGAGGUGCUGCCCCAGCUCAGUAAGGAAGCCCUCCUGAAGCUGGGCCCACUGCCCCGGCUCCUCAACGACAUCAGCACAGCUCUGAGGAACCCCAACAUCCAAAGGCAGCCGAGCCGUCAGAGCGAGCGGCCCCGGCCUCAGCCUGUGGUGCUUCGGGGCCCGUCGGCCGAGAUGCAGGGCUACAUGAUGCGGGACCUCAACAGCUCCAUCGACCUUCAGUCCUUCAUGGCUCGCGGCCUCAACAGCUCUAUGGACAUGGCUCGCCUCCCCUCCCCAACCAAGGAAAAGCCACCCCCACCACCCCCCGGUGGGGGUAAAGACCUGUUCUAUGUAAGCCGUCCACCCCUGGCCCGCUCUUCACCGGCAUACUGCACAAGCAGCUCGGACAUCACAGAGCCGGAGCAGAAGAUGCUGAGCGUCAACAAGAGUGUCUCCAUGCUGGAUUUGCAGGGCGACGGGCCCGGUGGCCGCCUCAACAGCAGCAGUGUGUCCAACCUGGCAGCCGUUGGGGACCUGCUGCACUCGAGCCAGGCUUCCCUGACUGCGGCCUUGGGGCUGCGGCCUGCACCCGCGGGACGCCUCUCCCAGGGGAGCGGCUCAUCCAUUACCGCAGCUGGCAUGCGCCUCAGCCAGAUGGGUGUCACCACGGACGGUGUCCCUGCCCAGCAACUGCGCAUCCCCCUCUCCUUCCAGAACCCUCUCUUCCACAUGGCUGCUGAUGGGCCAGGCCCCCCAGGGGGCCACGGAGGGGGUGGUGGUCACGGCCCACCUUCCUCCCACCACCACCAUCACCACCAUCACCACCACCGAGGUGGAGAGCCCCCUGGGGACACCUUUGCCCCGUUCCAUGGCUAUAGCAAGAGUGAGGACCUCUCCUCAGGGGUCCCCAAGCCCCCUGCCGCUUCCAUCCUUCACAGCCACAGCUACAGUGAUGAGUUUGGACCCUCUGGCACUGACUUCACCCGUCGGCAGCUCUCACUCCAGGACAACCUACAGCACAUGCUGUCCCCUCCCCAGAUCACCAUUGGUCCCCAGAGGCCUGCCCCCUCAGGGCCCGGAGGUGGGAGUGGCGGUGGGGGCAGUGGCGGGGGUGGCGGGGGCCAGCCGCCUCCAUUGCAGAGGGGCAAGUCUCAGCAGUUGACCGUCAGCGCGGCCCAGAAACCCCGGCCAUCCAGUGGGAAUCUGUUGCAGUCACCGGAGCCGAGUUACGGCCCUGCCCGUCCACGGCAACAGAGCCUCAGCAAAGAGGGCAGCAUUGGGGGCAGCGGGGGCAGCGGUGGCGGAGGGGGUGGGGGGCUCAAGCCCUCCAUCACGAAGCAGCAUUCUCAGGCGCCAUCCACGCUGAACCCCACCAUGCCAGCCUCCGAGCGGACGGUGGCCUGGGUCUCCAACAUGCCUCACCUGUCCGCUGACAUCGAGAGUGCUCACAUCGAGCGAGAAGAGUACAAGCUGAAGGAGUACUCCAAGUCCAUGGAUGAGAGCCGACUGGAUAGGGUGAAGGAGUAUGAGGAAGAGAUCCACUCACUGAAGGAACGGCUGCACAUGUCCAACCGGAAGCUAGAAGAGUAUGAGCGGAGGCUGCUGUCCCAGGAAGAGCAGACAAGCAAAAUCUUGAUGCAGUAUCAGGCCCGACUGGAGCAGAGUGAGAAGAGGCUAAGGCAGCAACAGGUGGAGAAGGAUUCGCAGAUCAAGAGCAUCAUUGGCAGGCUGAUGCUGGUGGAGGAGGAGCUGCGCCGGGACCACCCCGCCAUGCCUGAGCCGCUGCCAGAACCCAAGAAGAGGCUGCUCGACGCUCAGGUGGAGAGGCAGCUUCCCCCCUUGGGUCCAACAAACCCGCGUGUGACGCUGGCCCCACCUUGGAACGGCCUGGCCCCCCCAGCACCGCCCCCCCCACCCCGGCUGCAGAUCACCGAGAACGGCGAGUUCCGAAACACCGCAGACCACUAGCCCACCCAGCAUCACAGACCUUCCUCUCCCUCCCCAUGCACCCUGCCCUGGAACAGCACCCACCACCAGGACUGGAUGUCACCGAGGGACAGCGGGAUUGCCUCCCUGAAUGCCUCCUUGGGGGGCACCAAUCCCCCACCCCCACCGCACCAUUUCCAGGGGGGAAGAGUGCGGACCCUUAGCUGUCCACUUUUCCUUCCUGUUGGGGUGCUGCCCCCUGUGACCCCCAGGGACCCUUGCCCCAGGACACCACCUACCCCACACAGACCCCUUCACUCCGGGGUGCUAUCCCCAUCCUCUGCCUCAUCGUUCCCCUGAGCACUGGGGGACAGACCCUCACCCCCACCCUGGGGGUGUGGCACCUCCAAACUUUCAACUUCAGGGUGAUUUUUUAGCAGUAACCAGAGCUGACAAUCUAACUCCCCUCCACCGCCCCAUUUUGGCCUCCCCUGUCCCCCUUGUUAUGGGGAGGGGACCCCGGGUGAGGGGGCCCUAUUACCCCUUGAUUUCUCAGGAGCGUCUGGGGGGGCUCAGCACGCACAAACUCCUUCUUCUCCUACUACUCUUAAAUUUACUCCCUCCCCACCCAGAACCCAGAUGGGGUGGAGGGGCCACCGGGGCAGGGAGGGGGCGGCAAGGGGGGAAUGGGAGUCGUCUCCCCUUCCUCCCACACCUGAUCUGCUCUUGGCUGGUCCCAGAGCGGGGUGAGGGGGCUUAUGCCCCCCCCUCCCCCAGUGUGUUGGGUGGGGUGGAAUUGAGGUUGGGUGAGGGGUUAGGGUCUAGGAGGGUGUGUGUGUUAGGGAGGACAGAUUAGUUGAUCUGCCCUACCCUGACACACACAGCCCCCCUUGCCCCUCCCCUCUCUCUUCUUGGUCUCUACUCCCAGGGGGAGGGGGGAACUUACUCUAGGAAAAGCCAUGUCUCUCUCCCCCAGGGUGGGGGGACCUGUGUUGGAGGAGGGGUGUUGGGGGCCCCCCUUCCAUGACUCUGUCCCCCCGGGGGAGGUAGGACAGGGCUGGGCUUCCCUCUCAUCCUCCCCCCUCCCCAAUCUCCCUCCACCGCCCUCCCUCCCGCCAGCUCCACAAUUUUUCGGUGUUUCUCUGUACAUAGCUCUCUGGCGGGAUAGGGGAGGUAGGAUGGAUGGGGUUUAGGGUGGGUAGGUCAUGGGAGGGGAGAAGCCUCUCCUUGGUACCCCCUCUUCCCUGACUGCUGUCCCCUACCCAGCCUUGCCCCCUCAUCCCUUCUUGCGUUUGGUAUUGAGACUCUUUCCAGACUUCACCCUUCUUUCUUUUGUAUGGACAGUUCCCCUUCAGUCCCAUCCCCCUACACAUAUACACCCAGCCGGGGCCAAAUUUAUACUUAUAUAAAAGUUGUAAAUAUGUGAAAUUUUAUCCCUGUGCCCUUUCCUUGCUUUCCCAACCCCAGACCCUACCCCUGGACCCCCUUUCCUCCUCUCUUUGGCUGUUGUAAUUAUCUGGGGUUUGUACUGUACAUAUUGGGGGUGUGUGUGUGUGGGCUGGGGGCAACCCCUCUGUACAGAGCUUCCUGGCCCCCUCCCCCCCCACGCUUCCCUCCCCCUCAACCACCCUAAGGGUAGGGAGAUGCUCUUCCUACCUGUUUUAUUUUGUUUUCUCGUUCUCCCUCCCCACCCUGUCCCACCCCACUCCCAGCCUUCUCUGUCCGCCCCCCACCCACUAUCCCUUUUUCUCCACUCCCAGCCCCAUUUCCUUUUUUUCUGGAGUGUGUGGUGAAACAGAAAAAUCAUGUUUAAUAAACGGAGAUUGUUCUUUUA
This is a messenger RNA of Neogale vison (American mink), 5966 nucleotides long. RefSeq names its product synaptic Ras GTPase activating protein 1 (gene SYNGAP1). The transcript is spliced from 17 exons. The record is from RefSeq and is a predicted model, not a curated record. Bases 311 to 4174 code for a protein of 1287 amino acids. Gene Ontology annotation, biological process: regulation of GTPase activity; negative regulation of Ras protein signal transduction. Lineage: Eukaryota; Metazoa; Chordata; Mammalia; Carnivora; Mustelidae.